AUGCUGCGCACACUUCCUGCCCUGCGUCUCCCGACCUCCUCGUCCACGGCUCCCCGUCAUCUCUCCCGCGCCCUCAACGCCAGCCUCGUGUGCCGUCAACAACCCACAUCGCUCCAGCAAAGGCGAGGCGCACAUGCCAUCAGCAACCCGACUCUAGCGAACAUUGAGAAGAGAUGGGAGGCCAUGCCGCCGCAGGAGCAGGCGGAUUUGUGGAUGGCGCUCAGAGAUCGGAUGAAGGUGGAUUGGAAUGAGAUGACGCUGCAGGAGAAGAAGGCCGCGUACUGGAUCGCCUUUGGACCCCACGGCCCCCGUGCCGGUGACCCCCCGGGCGAAGGCCGCAAAGUCCUCCUCUACACUAUCAUUGGCUCCCUCGCCGGAGUCGGCAUCUUCGGCCUGACACAUCUCUUUGCCGGUCCUCAUCCAAGCACCAUGAACAGAGAGUGGCAAGAAGCCACGAACGAGUACUUCAAGGAAAACAAGAUCGAGCCCAUCACCGGUGUGUCGUCCGAAGGCUAUGUAGGCAAAGGCCAAGUCCAGAGCGGGUCGGAGCAGCACAAGUAA
Messenger RNA from Neohortaea acidophila, 561 nucleotides. RefSeq names its product cytochrome c oxidase subunit IV-domain-containing protein. Gene Ontology annotation, biological process: mitochondrial electron transport, cytochrome c to oxygen. The coding region runs from base 1 to 561 and encodes 186 amino acids. The transcript is spliced from 3 exons. The record is from RefSeq and is a predicted model, not a curated record. NCBI's taxonomy places the organism in Eukaryota, Fungi, Ascomycota, Dothideomycetes, Mycosphaerellales, Teratosphaeriaceae.